UGUGCACGAAAAACCAUAUUAGAAUAAUUUUCAGAGACAUAAGAAUUGAUAUAAAAAUGGGACAAAAAAAGAAAAAGUAUCAUAAAAACGAUGAUAAUAAUCUAAUAAGAUCAUUGAAAUGUAUCAAAAAAAAUCUGAGUGAUCAAGAAGAACAAAUUAACGUCUUAAAGCAAAAAGUAGAAAGUACUCGUCAACGGAGUCAUCAGAUAGUGACAAGUCGUUAGAUGAAAAAUUGCACAUAAAAGGAUACUUUAAUUUUAUUCUGAGCAAAUGUUAAAAAAUUUACCCAAUCCCAGUCAAAAAAUAGCUAAAAAGACAGUGGGAAAGUCAGCUGGCUUACAAUGGUCAACGAACGAUUAAACACCAGCAGUAACUGCAGACUCUCAAAUUAAAGAUUAGCAGGUAACUGCAAAUGGAGCUGAAAAUUCAAGUGACAAAAAACUUCGGAGAAAACAGAUCAAGGAACGGUGCCAAAUAAAUCAGAAGCAAUUGGAAAACAUUUGGAUGGUGACAAGGAAAGAACAUUAGCAUUUCAAAGUGAUUUAUGCUUACGUUGGAAAGACGUUCUUAAAGAAGUACUUCGAAUAGAGGAACGCGAAUGAUUUUUUAGAAAGUAUCCAACUCUCGAAAAUUGUUUAACGUUAGAACUUCAAAAAAUGAAUGCUUAAAUAAAAGCGUCACUUUUAGAGCCAAUCAUAAAUAAAGAUAAAAGACUUGUAAAAAAACAGCAAAAGGUCUGCGCUUGCUUAUCUGCCUUGGGAUUAUCUCAGAUUUUUAACUUAAUCGCAGAUUUUUUCUAAAAGGAAAUAUUUCCGAGUUUUUUUCUGGAAAUAUUUACAGAUGCGUCGCUAAUGAGAUGGGCAGCCCAUUGUGAUGGACAAAGCACAAAUGGUUUUUGGAGUAAAGUCGAUAAGGAGUCUCCAAUUGAUCAUCUUGAAUUAUUUGGAUCUUUCUUCAAUUUAAAAUGUUUUGCAAAUAAUAGACGAAACUGAGAUAUUCUCUUACGGAUUGAUAAUACAACACCGAUUGGCUGUAUUAAUCGUAUGGGAGGUAAUCAAUUUAAAAGACUAAGCAAUAGAGCAAAAGUAAUCUGGAAAUAAUGUGGGGCAAGAAAUAUCUGAAUAUUAUACUCGUAUGUUCAAUUUAAAGAAAAUAAGAUUGCAGAUCUUGUAUCUAAGAGACUAAAGCCAGAGACCAAAUACGAGUUAAGUCAGGAAGCAUUUAGUAAAAUAUGUAGUAAAUUUGCUAAUCCGGAAAUAGACUUGUUCGAGUAAACACAUAGUGUAAUAAAUAUAUUUCGUGGAAGAAAGAUCUGGAUGCGAUGACAGCUGUCGUAUUCACUGUCAACUGGAGCUUAUGGUUUUUGCUUUUUGUCCUCAUCUCAAAAAUCUUGAGAAAAAUCUUAAGUGUGAAUGAUAGAGGGGCAAUCUUAGUUGGCCUUUUUAAAUUUGAUACACUCGUUAUAUAAAUAUGUUUAAAUCAGAACCAACUAUCUUUAAACCUAAUAAACAAUUAUUAUACCCUUCCAACGGGGGGAACUUUUAUACUCUUUGAUGGAGAGCUUUCUGUGAUGGCAGGAAUCUUAUCCGACAAGCGUACAGAAUAAGAGAAAUGCCAUCAAAGGCAUUAAAAGUAGCAAUUCAUUGUUAAGCGAACCAUCAAUAGAUCAGUAUGAAGGAACACUCAUGAGGUGGUGGAGAUUUUAUUGUUUAAUGCAGACAGAUCCAUUUAACGCAGAAAUUUCAAAAAUACACGUUUAGUUCAAUUGUGGCCCUGGUUUUGGGACCAGAUAUUGAUUAAAAUGCCACUAUCAAACGAUUUUGUAAAGACGCCUCCAAACUGAGGCUGGUACAACAGAAAUACGACAUAACGUGGGGUCCAGAAACAGUAUUAAAUUGUCUGAAGAAAUGAGAAAUUAUCAUUGGAAAAAUUAUCAUUAAAGACAACCUGGCAUUAACAACGGAUCACAGAAUUCAGGCUGUUUUCAAUUGAUAUUAGAGACAUAAACAACCUAGAGAAUCAACUAGAAAUAAUUAUUUCAACUCGACAAAAAAUGUCCAAACACAAUAAAAAAACAAUCGUCCUUAGUACUACCGAUUUUCAAAAAUCUGCUUAUAUGCAUAUUUUAUGUCAUAGAAUAAUAUUUGACUUGUACAAGAGCAUUAAAAGGGGAAAGAAAUAAAUUAUUCAUAUCUUGGAAAAAACUGCAUAAAGCAGUGAUUUCUCAUAUGUUAAGUCGACAGAUAAAAUCGAUGUUAAAGGGCAACAGAAGAGAUAUAAAUAUAUUUAUAGCUGAAUACAUAUGUAGAAAUCAAUUGAAAAAAAUAAGAAUAACAAAUAUGGAUAACGAUUUCGAAGAGCGGCUUGUCGCAAAUGGAUUUAACCGGAACAUGAGAGAUCUAACAAGACUUAAACGUUGCUGAAUGUCCUUUUUUCCGAGAGAUUACGCUUCUUUGCACAUCUCAGCAAUACAAUAAUUAUUUUUGUAGAGUGCUUGCUACAUUUAACUAGAUAAUGUUCCUUACGAUUUCAUUGUGUUCAAUUUUCAUUUUAUUUCUACUGCAUUGCUUUAUACGAUAUGGAAGAGUGGGAAGAAUUCUUCAUAAUAUUCCGGGUCCAAAUGCAUAUCCUAUAAUAGGAAAUGUACAUUAUUUUUUACUUGACAAUGAAAAUAAUCUUGCAAAACUUUGGGCAACAAAUGCAAAAUUUUAUCCAAUUUACAAAUUAUGGUCCUUCGGGUACUGGACAGUAACUUUGCUUCAUCCGGAUGAUAUUGAGGUACUAGUGAGAAGCACUAAACAUAUUGAAAAAAGUCUACCUUACACGUUAUUGAAACCUUGGCUGUCUACCGGAUUGCUAACCAGUGGAGGUGAGAAAUGGCAAACACGUCGAAAGAUAUUGACACCAGCCUUUCAUUUUAAUAUCCUGAAACAUUUCGUUGUCACUUUAAACAAUGAAGCACGGUAUCUUAUAACAUCUUUAAAAGAGGAAGAAAAAGGAGGUUCUGUAGUUAAAGAUUUACAAGAAUUUAUCAGUCAACAUACACUUAACAUAAUAUGCGAAGCAGCCCUUGGUACUUCUUUGAAGGAGAGGAGCGAUUUAGAGUCUAAUUAUCGUGAUGCGGUUCGUAGUUUCAGCAAUAUCGUAGUUUUUAGAUAUAAGAGACCUUGGAUCUAUCCCAAUAUUAUAUUUGAAUUUUCUUCAUCUGGUCGAUUGCAAAGGAAACUAUUGAAAACGUUGCACAGUUUUUCGAAAAAAAUAAUUUCCGAAAGGAUACAAUUUCACGAAGAAACUAAUGGAAAAUAUUUGCAUAAUUAUGAAGAAAUGGAUGAGAAUGAAAUCUCUUGUGAAGAACGCGUGGAAAAUAAUAAAAAUCCGACGUUCAAAAAGAAACUUGCUCUGCUUGAUCUGCUUAUAGCCGCUUGUGUGAAAGGAAAUAUGAUCGAUGUGGAAGGCAUCCAAGAAGAAGUCGACACUUUCAUGUUUGAGGGUCAUGAUACUACUGCAGUGGCGUUGUGCUUUGCAUUGAGUCUGUUUGCAAAACACAAAGAUGUCCAGAAACGUAUAAGAGACGAGGUUAACACGGUUAUGCAAGAAAACUAUAAUUUGACGAUUCCAAUGCUUCAAGAAUUUUCGUAUUUAGAGAGAUGUUUGAAAGAGUCACUUCGUUUAUAUCCAAGCGUUCAUCUUAUACUUCGUUAUUUGACGGAGGAUAUGCAACUAAAAAAUUAUUUAAUCCCGGCUGGCACGAUGUGUCACUUAAACAUCUAUAGCAUCCACAGAAAUCCAGAAUAUUGGCCAAAUCCCGAAGUUUUUGAUCCCGAUAGAUUCUUGCCAGAAAAUUUAAAAAACCGUCAUCCUUAUUCCUAUAUCCCAUUUAGUGCUGGACCAAGAAACUGUAUCGGUCAAAGAUUUGCAAUGCUCGAGCUAAAAGUAAUAGUAGCUUAUAUAUUGCAUAACUUUCAUUUGGAACCGUUGAGUAAUCUUGAGGAUGUAAAAAUGUUGGAAGAUAUUACGCUGCAUUCGACCAAGCCCCUUCAAGUUAAAUUUAUACCAAUAAAAUAGAAUCUUCCUAGAAGUCAUUUUCUUCAAAAUGUACUCAGUGCAUUUCUUGGUAAUUUUUCGAUAAUGUCUGUCGAAAAGAUAGAUAGUUAUAAUCAACGUUGUACUUGAUGUACAGCUUAAAAAUCCGUUGUGGUUCGAACAUCAACUAACAACAAGUAUUUCUUAGUCUUUAUUUUAUUGCAUAUAUUCAUAAUUAAUUAUAAAUUAAUUGAAUGUUUCAAAAAUUGCAGCGCCAACGAAACCAUAUAUUAAUAUUAUAAAUAAUGCAUAUAAUAAGAAAUAAAUUUUUUAUUAUUUUA
Vespa crabro (European hornet) is the source of this 4364-nucleotide messenger RNA. Its product is annotated as cytochrome P450 4C1-like. NCBI's taxonomy places the organism in Eukaryota, Metazoa, Arthropoda, Insecta, Hymenoptera, Vespidae. Bases 2515 to 4065 code for a protein of 516 amino acids. Gene Ontology annotation, molecular function: iron ion binding; monooxygenase activity; heme binding. The record is from RefSeq and is a predicted model, not a curated record. The transcript has 16 exons.